AAUUAACCCUCAAGCGGCUAAACAAAGAUCGGGUGCCUUUAGAAUUAAAAGUUCAUUAUUUUACUGAAAAUUAUCAACGGAAGAAAAAAAAUGUCAGGAUUACCAGAUGAACUGUGGAGACAAAUUCUAGAAAUCGGAAUUAAAAACUCAAAAUUUUGCUACAAAGAUUUAUGUUGCAUCUCAAUCUCAUGCCGCUGUCUCCGCCGAUUAUCCGGCGAAGACUCCCUCUGGUCCCACCUUCUCUCCACCGACUUCCCGCCACCGCAACAACAAAAAAACCCUAACCCUAAUCCUAACUCUAUUAAUUGCACUUCCACCGCAAAAUCCACUUACCAAAUCAAGUUUGAGAAAGAGAGAGAUAAGAAGGUGUUGGCGCACAAGAGAGCAGUGCUGAGAAAAGAAUGUGAAUUGUAUGAGAAGAAAAGGAAAUUAAGAGAAAUUGAAAAGAGUUUAUGUCAAGAGAGUGAAAAAAUGAAAGUUACUGCUAAAGAAUUGUCUAAUUUACACAAGAUCAGGCAAGCUUCUGUAGCUUUGAAUGUGUGGCAACCGGAGGUGGUUAGAGGUAAGCAAAAGCAAAUGGUGGAGCAAUGUUCUGUUUCUGUCGAGUCUCGAGUUCAUUCACUUGAGAUGGAGCUUAAGCUUUGCGAGCAACAAAUAUCAGGGUUCUUUAAGGCCCAUAUGAGAAGCAGCGGAUUAGGAAGGCAAGGGAAGAAUUGGCGUCUAUGCGAUAUCACCCUUUACAAGAUCAUGGCGCGACAAGUAGUAGAAAUCAUGAACAUGACAAAAGGAGAAAGAAGUUGAAAAAAUCUAUUGACUUUCCUGAGAUGCAAGGUGAAACAUCACGGGAAGGCAUCAGAUAAGAUUUAUUGGACUAAUCUAGUUAGCUAUCCCAACCGCUAAUUCUGGUACGUUCAACUAGACUUGUUCCCUGAAACGCUGGUGGACUUGUCUUGACGCGUCAUUCACAAACUCAGAGCAAAUGUUCCCUGGGCAGGUUAGUCAAGAAUGCGUGGGAUAAGAAAUUAUCAGCUAUCGUAGAGAAAAACCCAAUUUUCUUUCAAAUGUUAUUAUACUAAUUCUGUAAUCAUCAAGGAGAAAUUUACUCACAAUUAUAGUAGACAUCCUGCCUUGUAAUAUGUCCAUGCAGUUCUGGUUGAAUUAUUAGGAAAAUAUGUUAUCCUGUGUGAGCACAAA
Messenger RNA from Mercurialis annua (annual mercury), 1194 nucleotides. RefSeq names its product F-box protein SKIP24. The record is from RefSeq and is a predicted model, not a curated record. The transcript is spliced from 5 exons. Gene Ontology annotation, molecular function: protein binding. Bases 91 to 801 code for a protein of 236 amino acids. Lineage: Eukaryota; Viridiplantae; Streptophyta; Magnoliopsida; Malpighiales; Euphorbiaceae.